CAAUGCACGGAACAAGCCCCUCUGUCUGUAGGAACCUGACAGAUAUGUGCACCGAGAGAUGAUAUGGCAGAAUCGCGUGUUACAACGAGGCAAUAGGCCAGGCAGGAAAUUGGAGUAAAGCUGAAACAUAAGGCUUUGCUACCCAGCAGCUUGUGUGUGUGUGAGAGAGAGUGUGUGUGCUCGAAGUGCCUAUGGCGGAGUUUGGGGAGAACGGCAGUCUGCCUCCAUUGAAUCUUGAGGAUACGGCCGUGCCCAGCGAGGAGGCAGCUGGGAAGACGCAUUGCGAAGUGUCGGUGCUGAAUGGAGACUGUGGGAUAUCAGAUAAUAUGAUCGGCUCAGGAUCCAUUGUCGCACCUGGCAGCCAAGCCGGGGUGGAAACCGCCAACACCUCUGUGGGAUUGGAUGGCAAAUCUGAAAUUCCACGCAGGAGCAGCAUUAUCAAGGAUGGCUCCAGACAACGUAAAGAAAGAAAGAAGACAGUAUCAUUUAGCAGCAUGCCCACUGAGAAGAAAAUUAGCAGUGCAAGUGACUGCAUCAGUGCAAUGGUGGAUGGCUCUGAGCUGAAGAAAGUGCGAUCCAAUUCGCGGAUAUACCACAGAUACUUUCUUCUUGAUGCCGACAUGCAGUCUUUGAGAUGGGAGCCUUCAAAAAAGGAAUCUGAAAAGGCCAAAAUAGACGUGAAAUCUAUCAAGGAGGUUCGCACAGGGAAAAACACAGACACUUUUAGAACUAAUGGAACUUAUGAUCAGAUAUCAGAGGACUGUGCUUUCUCAGUCAUCUUUGGAGAGAACUAUGAGUCUCUGGACUUGGUGGCAAACACUGCAGAUGUAGCAAACAUCUGGGUGACGGGGCUGAGGUACCUGAUCUCCUAUGGGAAACAUACGCUAAACAUGAUCGAGAGCAGUCAGAACAACAUGCGCUCAUCAUGGCUAGGUGAACUUUUCGACGAGGCAGACAGCAACAAUAGCAAACAAAUUACGAUAUGCGCUGCUGUGCAGCAAAUCAAAAAGCUAAACCCUGGACUUAAAAAUGUGAAAAUAGAAUUGAAAUUUAAAGAGCUCCACAAAGCUAAAGACAAAGUAGGCUGUGAUGUGACAAGGGACGAGUUCAUCGAGGUCUUUCAUGAUCUUUGCACGAGACCAGAAAUUUAUUUUCUGUUUGUUCAGUUUUCCAGUAACAAAGAAUUUCUGGAUACCAAGGACUUGAUGAUAUUUCUGGAGGCAGAGCAAGGUAUGGCACAAGUCAGCGAAGACACCAGCUUAGAAGUCAUUCAGAAAUAUGAACCUUCUAAAGAGGGUCAGCUAAAGGGGUGUCUGUCUCUUGAUGGAUUCACCAAUUAUCUUAUGUCUCCUGAGUGCCAUAUAUUUGACCCUGAACAUAAAACAGUAUGUCAAGACAUGAACCAGCCCUUGUCACACUAUUACAUCAAUUCAUCCCACAACACCUACCUGAUAGAGGACCAGUUCAGAGGCCCCUCUGAUGUGACAGGAUAUAUCCGUGCUCUUAAGAUGGGUUGCCGUAGUGUAGAGCUGGAUGUGUGGGAUGGGCCUGAUAAUGAACCUGUAAUUUACACCGGUCACACAAUGACAUCACAGAUUGUUUUUCGCAGUGUCAUUGAUGUCAUCAAUAAGUAUGCGUUUGUUGCAUCUGAGUUCCCACUGAUACUGUGUUUAGAAAACCACUGCUCCUUAAAGCAGCAGAGAGUCAUGUUCCAGCACCUAAAAAAGAUCCUCGGAGACAAAAUUCAUCUAGAUCCUCCCAAACCUGAGGACUGCUAUCUCCCUUCUCCCUCUGAGCUGAAGGGGAAAAUAUUGCUGAAGGGUAAAAAACUGAGCUCAAACUGCACAGGCUCAGAAGGUGAGGUGACCGAUGAAGAUGAAGGGGCAGAAAUGUCUCAGAGGAUGAGCAUUGAGUCAGCAGAACAACAAACUAUAGCACCCAAAAAGUUCCAGCUGUCGAAAGACCUCUCUGAUCUAGUGACCUUAUGCAAGUCUGUGGAGUUCAAAGACUUCUCAACAUCUUUUCAGAGCCAGAAGCAAUGGGAGCUCUGCUCUUUCAAUGAGGUCUUUGCAAGUCGCUGUGCUAGUGACUUCCCAGGUGACUUUGUCAACUACAACAAGAAGUUUCUUGCACGAGUUUAUCCCAGCCCCAUGCGUAUUGACUCCAGCAACAUGAACCCACAAGAUUUCUGGAAGUGUGGCUGCCAGAUUGUGGCAAUGAACUACCAAACUCCUGGCCUAAUGAUGGACUUGAACAUCGGCUGGUUUCGCCAGAAUGGGAACUGUGGCUUUGUGCUGCGUCCAGCAAUCAUGAGGGAGCAGGUUUCAUAUUUCAGUGCCAACACUAAAGAUUCAGUGCCUGGUGUUUCCCCACAGCUCUUACACAUAAAGAUCAUCAGUGGACAAAACUUUCCAAAACCCAAAGGCUCAGGUGCCAAAGGAGAUGUAGUGGACCCAUAUGUGUAUGUGGAAAUACAUGGCAUUCCUGCUGAUUGUGCUGAACAAAGGACUAAAACAGUCAACCAGAAUGGGGACAACCCCCUGUUUGAUGAGAGCUUUGAGUUUCAGAUAAAUCUUCCUGAGCUUGCAAUGGUGCGCUUCGUGGUGCUUGAUGAUGACUAUAUUGGUGAUGAAUUCAUCGGCCAGUACACAAUCCCCUUUGAGUGUCUUCAGCCAGGUUUUCGUCAUGUGCCACUUCAGUCUCUGACAGGGGAGGUUCUGCCGCAUACAUUGUUAUUUGUUCAUGUGGCAAUAACCAAUCGAAGAGGAGGCGGCAAACCACACAAAAGGGGACUGUCUGUACGAAAGGGCAAGAAGAGUCGAGAGUAUGCCAGCAUGAGAGUGCUAUUGAUCAAGGCUGUGGAUGAGGUCUUCAAAACAGCCAUGCAGCCACUGAGAGAGGCAACAGACCUCAGAGAGAACAUGCAGAAUGCCAUCGUGUCCUUUAAAGAGCUGUGCGGCCUUUCAGCAGUGGCUAACCUGAAGCAGUGCAUCUUAGCUCUUUCCCCUCGACUGACUGGACCUGACAACAGCCCUCUUGUGGUUUUUAACCUCACUGACCAGUACCCCAACAUGGAGCCCCAGGGCCUGCUACCAGAGGUUCUCAAGAAAGUUGUCAGCACAUAUGAGAUGGUGAUUCAGACAGGCAAGACUUUGCUGGAGAGCUCUGAGGGGGUGUAUGAGAGGAUUCUACAAACCCAAAAAGCAGCGAUGGAGUUUCAUGAAAAUCUCCACGACUUGGCCGUGAAGGAGGGGCUGAAGGGCAGGAAGCUACACAAGGCCGUGGAGAGCUUCACAUGGAACAUCACCAUACUCAAAGGUCAGGCUGAUCUUCUAAAACAUGCCAGGUCUGAAGUCCAGGAAAGCCUCAAGCAGAUCCACUACGCCGCGCUCACCUGUAACCUGAGUAGAGGCGGAUCGGUGGGUGGCUCCUCCGGCUCGGAGUCUAAAGGCAGACGCAGCCUGGAGGCCAUUCCUGAGAAGGCCAUAGCUGAAGACGAGCUCACUGAUGAGGAAAACUAAAGACCCACAAUCCUACUCUCAGAUCCCAGAACCUGCUGUGUCUGUACCAUGGCACCGACAUCGCCAUGCACGCCAUGUUUUCCACAUUCCAUCGUGUCCAUUCCUGCAGCCCAAGCACAGCUGUAGCCUCUCAGACGUCUGCCUUGUAAGCAUCAAAAUCCACCCCCCUGCUCCGGGACAGAAUUCAACCAGAGUUCAGAGAAAUCUGGAGAAUUUCUGUCAUCAUUUUUGAGUCUUAAAACGUUCCGGAGCUGCACUGAAGUUUUUUUAAACACAUCUGAUACUGCAUAGGAAUUGCAUCACAUCAAAUCUUUACAUCCAGCAUAAGCAAAACAAAAGGGAUAUCUAUUAUGUGGCUGAGAAUUUUCUGAGUGGGGAACAAAUUCUACCUGAAAAGCUCAGAUAAUUAUUCAUCCAAACUCCUUGUACAUUUAUUUGUCUUACCACUUUUGUUCCUCUCAUCACCCCUGUCCUCAUUUCCUGGGUGAGAAGAGCAAACUAUCAGCCACAUGAUGGCAUGAGACGUAGUUCAGAAACAUUCACUUCUACUCAGAAGACCUGGGUUUUAAAUAAAGACUAAAAGAAGCAGAGCCUUGGAUUGUUGCAAGAGAUUUCUUAAAGCACAAUUUUUUGGAGUUAUGAAUGUAACAGGACAGGAAGAAAUGUGGAGGGAACGGAAGAAGACGGGGACAAUGUCAUCCUGAGUAAAGAGCUGUUUACAAUACUGAACUCAUCCAUGUUCUCGUCUGCCAAAAUAGUAUAAUAUGUGUAUAUAUGGAGUUUCCUGUUACCUUUUUUUCUGCAGAGUGCAUCAUUUUAUUAUUGUAUACUUGGAAAUAUAAGAUUUAUUUUAUAAAAAAGAUAUAUGAAAGUGUGUUGAAAAACAAAAAGUUCUAUUUGUCUGUAGAUAUCUGAUAAAAAAAAGGGUUGUUCAGAGAGGAAGUGACCUCAGUUUUCCCCAUGGAAAGCUUUUACAUGUGGAGACAGAAGGACUAAAAAUAGAAUGUAUUCGUGCCGUUUGUGGUGCAAAUUACAACAGAUUCUCUAAAAUCCCAACCAGCAACUGCAUGAGAAGGAACCACAACUGAGUGUCAGAAACAAACACUCAUAAAACUGUUUGGACUUUGACAAAUUUUCAUAUUGAAGCUUUUAAUUUUGGGAUAUUUUUAAGCCUUUGUUUUUGGGGCAUGGUCCUCCCACUUCAGGGUGUUAAAGAGAUUAAGUUUAACAAAUUAAAGUCUGCUAAAACUCAUUUCAUGGUUUCUUAUUGAAGUUGACAAACCAUGACAAUUGCCACAUUUUUCUCCAGGUGUGCCACCAACUGAGUCGACUGUUUUUCAGCUCUGCUUGUUUAGUUCAGUAAAAGUGGCCCUGAAGGUCAACUGCCAAACCAUUUGCAAAAAAAACAUUUCAGGUACUGCAAAAUGAAUUCAGUAAAACUUAGAAACCUGAAAAAAUUCAGUGAAAAGCAAAAACAUGAAACAAAACAAAAAAAGAGAAAUUUAAAUUGCUAUGCUUUUCAGGAUUGUUUUUUAAAUGUUAAGUUGUUGUUUUUUAGUUUUUUUUAAUUUAACAAAAUGUUUGUGCAUUUAAUUAAGUUUCCGUGUUUAUAUUUUUUUAUUUCUGUUUGUGUUUCACAAAAUUUUCAAUACAGUUUCAGCAAUUCACAAAGUUAAAGAAUUGAAAAAAGCUUAUGCGCUUUGAAAAAUGCUGUUAAAUUAAAAAGCUUUGUGCUACGCGAAAUGCUUUUAUUUAUUAAAUAUUUACUGUUGUUAAGUUUAAAAGUUUAAUUAGUUUCCGCAUUUCACAAAAUGUUUUUUAAAUGAAAAAGCUACUGUGUUUCACAAAAUGUUUCUAAUUCAAUAAAAUAUUUCUGGGUUUCAUGAUAUGUUUUUUUGUUUAAAGUUUUGCUCCUGAUUUUGAUAAAAAAAAAUGUUUGUUUUACAAAAUGUUUUUGUUCCAUUUUUUUUCCCCCUGAGAUUUUUGUGCACUUUGUGACACUUCCAUUGCAUUAAAUUAGACAUUUUUGGUCAGUGAAAUAUUUCAAGUUCCAUUUUUUUAAGUGAAAUAUUUUUUGUUUAUACAAACUGAUUUUUUUUUUUGUCAAGAACUAUUUAAGCUUUUUGUGAGUUACACUUUAAGCACUCUGUUAAGUAUUUUUGCAUUGUGUAAUAUCUUGAGUUUUACUAAUAAUUUUCAUGUGUAAGGAAACAUGCAUAUUGCAAAUUAUUUUUUUGCUUUUUUUCUAAAAUAUUUUUGCAUUUUUUUUAAUUAAAAAAAAUUGUUUCAAGAAAUGUUUUUGCGUUCUAUUAAAUAAUUUUGCAUUCAAAUAUUUUUUGUGUAUCUUGAUAUAUUUUUGAGUGUUUUAUAAAUGAUUUUUCUUUUCCAAAGAACAUUUUUGGGUUUCAGUGGAAUGUUUUUGCAGUUGACCUUCAGGGCCACCGUAGAAUAUUGACUGAAUACAUCACCAAAGAAACUUGAGUGAUGUGUCUGGCUUGCAGAAUUUGAAAGGGAGGUCAUGUACAAAAACAAAGACUCUGGGUUCAUUUUUCUGUGCUGUCUGAGCUUCUAAACAUUUAAAGCCUUGUUGCACCGUCUCAUGAGCUUUGCUGUGAUUCAUCAUGCACAGUUCAGCGUGCAGCUCCCAUUUUCAGUGUUUUGAGAUGUUGUCUGAGUAACCGCUGAGCAGCAGAUUUCUUACAGCUCGAGUGGUUUCCAGACAAGUCGAGCGAGUCCCAACACUCCGAUUAUAACCCUUUGUAAGAAUUUAAACUCAGGUCUGGAGAGAUGGUUGACAUGGAGAUGAACUUCAGAGUAAUAAUAACAUCAUAACCAUUCCUUGUGACAGCAAUUCAUCCAGAAAGUUCCUGUGAUUUAACUGUGCUUCAUUACAGCUACUAAAAUCUACAGCAUCAGUGGAUGGGUUUGAAGUGAGAGAAGCCUUUUUGUGUUUAAGUUGCCUUCCUAACACACUGCUUCAGUAGUGCCCUCAUUUCCUCUUCAUUUAACAGUCCAUAAUUGUGCCCUUGAGUUUUUGCAGGAAAGUUAAACUCAAUAGAUGCUUAAAAAGGAUGCUUACAAUUAUCAGUACAUGACAUUUGCUUUCUUAGCAUGAGCUACGGUUAAUAACUUCUUAACUAAGUACACUUAAUUCAACAUCUCCGCAGUGAAUGUUUUCUCAGGCCAGUCAUAAUGUUUAGUGUUCAUCAGAGCAACUCUAAAGACCUUUUAUCUGAUUUUAAGAUCAUUUGGAGGCUGCAGUUUAUGGUUGUGUUGACUUUUAUUGAAUUGUUCUGAGAAGUGCUCAAAUAUUUUCCCAUAAAGUUGAUAUAAACAAGACUAGACCAAAUAGUACAAACACCGUUCAGUUUAAGUCAAUAAAAAUCAUCAUGAGUUCACAACAAAGCAAAAAGCAGCCUCUAUAUGACCAUAAAUUACACAUUACCAAAACCAUCCUGACCAAUGUAGAACUAUAAAACAUUUAUGAGAGUCGAAUUUAUUGAGACUGCAAUAACUAGCUAGCACUGCCUUAUACUUUUGCAACUCAUUGCAUGUCUUGCAAAAGUAGAACUAAACAACAAAAAAGAUUUUUUUUUCUUUAAACAAGUAAUGAAUUUGUGGCUUUUCAUGUAAAUGCUUGCAUUUAUGCCCUUCUGGUGCAGCCAGAAGUGAGCAUUUUGAUAUUGUCAGCAGCUGUGUACUUUAGCUGCCUGAAACAGUAUCCACAAAACUGCAAUGAUCCUUGUUCAGCCCUGUACGGAAGAGAUAAUUUUUAAACAACAAACAUGGUAGCAUUUGCAUGGGAAAGACCUACUUUAAGCCUGUACCUAUGACUGCAUAUUAGCAUGGACAGUGCACCUCCAUUUCCCUCUGUUGUACAAAAGUGAAGCCAAAGCACCUAAAUGGAAAUCACAGACAUUUUGAUGUAAUUUGAAGCCAGAUUGGAUCUGGGAACACCACACCACCCUCAGCACACAUUUAACACGGUGAUCAAACAUCAGAGAAUCCCUAAAAUCCACAGCAAAUCAGAUAUCUAAAUUCACUUAGAAUGCUAUUGUUUCUCUACUUCAGUAAUCCAGUAGUCUCAUUUGGCAAGAGCUAUCCAUCUUGACAUUACCCCUGCUCUUUUCUGCAUUAGGGCAGUUUCAGACCAUACAUGUGAGAUGCAUGUCUUGGCCAAGAAUACGGCUCGAUUUUUUUUAACAGUACACUGAAUUAAGCCACUUGUAAGGAGGUUUAGUAAGGUAAAACUUACGAAGAAUGACAGGGCUUUGUCAGCACGGAGACACAAAGCCUGAUAGACUGUUUCUUAUUAUGGAUACAUUUCACACCUCCCACUUCAAGUGUUAAGGAAGGACUUUCAAAAUUCUCAGAAGGUGAACAAACAAACAUUAAGUCUGUGACAUUCAUUACCGGCUAAUCAGAGUGAAAAGACAAAAUCAGGCAGUAGACAUGCCCAGAUCCAAAGCUAACCUUAACUAUUCAGGCUAGCGCUAACGUAGUGUUUGAAUGGCAAAGCUUGUCUGUGGCUAAAAUUCAUGUUGACACCUAUUUGGAGAUUUGCUAAAACAUCUCUGCUAAGAGAAGCUUUCAGUGUGGCUCUUGUUUCAAUAAAGAAAUGUGGUCAAGGUCUGACUAACCUGACACUUUUGUAUAGCUACAUCUGAGCUUCCUGCUACCAUGGCGGUAGCAUUAUACCUCGGCUCACGGUACAACUAAACCGCCCACUUUAGUGACUGCAAACUCAUGCCAAAACAGGUCAGCAGAAAGCCUUUUUCUAUCAUGAAAAGCUUUUUGUGCUGUUCCUGCUCUUUAUUUAAUAAAGAAUUGCAGUCCAGUUCUGAUAAAACUGCCACUAUACUAUAGCUACAUCCAAGCUAAUUGCUACGCUGGAGGCAGCUAUUGCUAACGGCUCACAGUGCACCUUAACCCCACCUGUAGCUUCCACCUCAUUCUCCUCAAAUGACAUUGAUUUGUUCAGACCUUUUUAGGGUUCACCACAGACCAUGUGGAUUGGAGCUUUCAAAGAUGCCUGAUGACAGUCUUGCCAUUUUCACAUGCCCCAUCCACCCUGUUCACCACUCUACAGGAGUUAAUUUUCCCAUGCCCCUGCUAAUAUGCAAGGACAUCCAGAGCAUGACCUGGGUUGUGUCGAUCCUGAUGUUGGCCCAAAAAUGCCCAAAAGUUCUGCACAGUACAAAAAGACUAAAUGUUCUGCAAAGUCACUUGGGUUGGCAACCGAAGUACUUUCUUCGUGAGAAUCACUGAUGAAUCCACAGACAUAGUUCUGCAUAAUUUUUACAAGCAGGCCAAAAUCUUGCAUUGUCAAACAUGUAUUUGACAUGUAUUUUAACUUAGUUUGGCCCAUCUGUUAACAUAGGAGAGAAGGUCAAAUGUAUUGCCGUUUCUGCAGCUAGUUAGCAGGGAAAGCUUUAUAUAUUUUGGCUUCACUCCUGGUAACCCUGUCCAUCUUAAUAUAGAGUCUACAGUCCAUGCAUAAUAACCUUAAAAAGAAACUUUGCAUUAUGUCUUGCUUUAUAAUAUGAAGAAGGAUAUUUAAUUCAUGUGCUUGACUCUAAGUCAAAUACUGAUCACCAGCAAGAAAUCAGUUAUCAAAUCCAUUUAGGAGCUGGUAGACCUGCAGUAAUUCUUCUCCUGAUGCAGCUAUUUGGACUGUUAAAUGAAGCGAUUCUUAAAUGUUUGUCUACUUUUUAUUUCAGUGUUCUCUUCUGUUUAAAAUCUGUCUACACCUCCUGCUGAUCACACCACAGAACAUUAUGAAGUUGUCUCUGAAUUUCAGUGCCGUGCCGUUGUUGAGAGGAUGAAAAAAGCAGCAUUUCAACUGUAAUCCUGUCUCAUCUCUUAAUCUGUCAAGUCCAAGAAAAAGAAAAAAAACACCUCUGAAUAA
This is a messenger RNA of Cheilinus undulatus (humphead wrasse), 9429 nucleotides long. RefSeq names its product inactive phospholipase C-like protein 2. The coding region runs from base 192 to 3521 and encodes 1109 amino acids. The record is from RefSeq and is a predicted model, not a curated record. The transcript is spliced from 6 exons. Gene Ontology annotation, biological process: intracellular signal transduction; lipid metabolic process. NCBI's taxonomy places the organism in Eukaryota, Metazoa, Chordata, Actinopteri, Labriformes, Labridae. Gene Ontology annotation, molecular function: phosphatidylinositol-4,5-bisphosphate phospholipase C activity.